Messenger RNA from Pecten maximus, 1906 nucleotides. Its product is annotated as phenylalanine-4-hydroxylase-like. Gene Ontology annotation, biological process: L-phenylalanine catabolic process. Gene Ontology annotation, molecular function: phenylalanine 4-monooxygenase activity; iron ion binding. The transcript is spliced from 13 exons. The coding region runs from base 1 to 1377 and encodes 458 amino acids. The record is from RefSeq and is a predicted model, not a curated record. Lineage: Eukaryota; Metazoa; Mollusca; Bivalvia; Pectinida; Pectinidae.
AUGGAUACGGGAGUUUCUCCGACAAAAGAAGGAAAAAUCGACAACGGCUGUAAGGAAGAAGAAAAUCUGAAGACUAGCCAUGAAAGUAUUGAGGAGAAGACUGAUACAAAUGCCGCCAGUCUCGUCUUCUCGACCGGGGAGGAGAUCGGGGCUCUGGCUGGUUGUCUCGCUGUCUUCAAGAAACACAAGGUGAACCUGUCCCACAUCGAGUCUCGUCAUUCCGAGAAAGAUAAAGACAGCUAUGACUUCCUCGUAAACUGCGAUUCCCAUCAACAGGCACCAUUUAACGCAAUGGUUGACGAACUACGCGUACAUACAACCACAUUAAAGAUCCUUACACAGGAUGUCGAGGGGCUAGGAUCAGUCCCUUGGUUUCCAAGAAAAAUUAGCGAACUAGACAGAUUUCCCACCCAGAUCCUUAGUUACGGUUCGGAGCUGGACUCGGAUCACCCGGGAUUUACGGACAGUGUUUACAGAGCGAGGAGGAAAGAGUUCGCUGACAUAGCCUUCCAUUACAAACAUGGGGAUACCAUACCACGAGUAACAUAUACACAAGAGGAAAUCAAAACAUGGACUACUAUAUACGAUAAGCUGACUGCACUUUACCCAACACAUGCCUGUCGGGAGUUCAACCAUAUAUUCCCACUCCUGGAAGAGAACUGCGGAUACCGUCGGGAUAAUAUCCCACAGCUCGAGGACGUCUCCAAGUUCGUGAAAGACCGUUCUGGUUUCAUCAUACGACCAGUUGCUGGCUUAUUAUCUCCGCGUGAUUUCCUUUCAGGACUGGCCUUCCGAGUGAUCCAUGCAACACAAUACAUCCGCCAUAGUUCGAAACCUAUGUACACUCCUGAGCCAGAUGUGUGUCACGAGUUGAUCGGUCACGUGCCCAUCCUUGCGGAUCCGGCCUUCGCACAAUUCUCGCAGGAAAUCGGCCUAGCUAGUCUUGGAGCCCCGGACGAGUAUAUCCAGAAACUCAGCACGUGCUACUGGUUUACGUUGGAAUUCGGACUAUGCCGACAAGAGGGCGAGUUAAGGGCGUUCGGAGCUGGUCUUCUGUCGUCUUUCGGUGAACUUCAGUAUUGUUUGUCUGAUAAGCCCGUACUUAAGGAGUUCGAACCAACUAAGACGGCAGAACAACCUUACCCUAUUACUGAGUUCCAGCCAGUAUACUUCAUCGCCGACAGUUUCGAAGACGCCAAAGACAAGAUCAGAGCAUACGCGGACACGAUCCCCCGACCCUUCACUGUCCGGUACAACCCCUAUACCCAGAGCAUGGAGGUCAUCGACAACAAGAACCAGCUUCUGAACUUGACACGGACAAUCAAAGGGGAUAUGAACCUCCUCGAGGACGCUUUGAGGAAAGUUGGAGGAAUAUGAGCUGCUAAGUUUUGGGUUAUAUAGACGGCGCUACAGUAUUUCUUUAUUUAAAAUUGUGGAAAGUAUCACAAAAUAUUUUCGCACAGGACCACAAUUUCUACAAACUUGACAUAUACAUUAACUGCCAAAAUGUUGUUGUUUUCCCCCCGCAAUAUAUAUUUACCAUAUAUCGCAUUUAUUAGGUAAUAUGUAUUGGUGAUUCAAUCAUUACUUUAUAUCAAUUAUCCGUACACCGUCUCGUACAGUAGAUAAUUGAGAUGGUUUGUAAUCAUCUCUUGUCGUCACAUGCUAUUGGUAUCUUGUAUUAGAUUGAAGCAGUACAUAGCAGAAUUGUGCACUUUUAUCAAAUUUGUUCUAACUUAAGUUUUAAUUUUAUAGAUUAUUGGACAAAACUCAUGUUACUUUUCUCAUCUAUUACCAAUUUCCUUCUUCUAUUUCAAACCACCUAUAUCAGUAUUGAAGUGGUACUACUAGAUUGAAUCUCUGUUGCAAAUAAACAUGUUGAUACCAGUUUGAUAGUUUAUUUCUG